UCAGAAGCUGGCUUUGACCACCUUGCUUCCUUCUCUUGGGAUGCCUCCCUCAGGGGUUCCCGAAUGAGCAGAAUUGGGUUUGGUUUUGCAGGGACCGCUGACAUUUGGGGAUGUGGCCGUGGCCUUUACCUGGAUUGAGUGGAGACACCUGGAUGCUGCUCAGCGGGCCCUGUACAGGGAUGUGAUGCUGGAAAACUAUGGGAAUCUGGUGUCUGUGGGGCUUCUCUCUUCCAAACCAAAACUAAUUACUCAGUUGGAGCAAGGGGCAGAGCCCUGGACUGAGGUGCGAGAGGCUCCAUCAGGCACACAUGCAGUCCAGGAUUACUGGUUUGAAACAAAGAUGUCAGCCCUAAAGCAAAGCACUUCUGAAGGAUCCGUUCUGGGAGGGCGAAUGAAAAGUGUCAUGAUGGAAAAAGGCCUGGGCUGGGAGGGCAGAAGCUCCACAGAGAAGAACUAUAAGUGCAAGGAAUGUGGGAAAGUCUUCAAAUACAAUUCGUCCUUUAUUAGCCACCAGAGAAAUCACACCAGCGAGAAACCACAUAAAUGUAAAGAAUGUGGGAUCGCCUUUAUGAACAGUUCAUCCCUGUUAAAUCACCAUAAGGUUCAUGCAGGCAAACAGCCUUAUAGAUGUAUUGAAUGUGGGAAGUUCCUGAAGAAGCACUCAACGUUUAUCAACCAUCAGAGAAUUCAUUCUAGGGAGAAACCCCACAAAUGCAUUGAAUGUGGAAAAACUUUCAGAAAGAACUCAAUCCUUUUAAGUCAUCAGAGAAUUCAUACUGGCCAGAAACCCUACAAAUGUAAGGACUGUGGGAAAGCCUUCGCUCAGAAUGCAGCCCUUACUCGUCACGAAAGAAUACAUAGUGGAGAGAAGCCUUUUAAAUGUAACAAGUGUGGGAGAGCUUUCAGGGAUAACUCUACUGUGUUGGAACAUCAGAAAAUCCAUACUGGUGAGAAGCCAUAUCAGUGUAAUGAAUGUGGAAAAGCCUUUAGGAAGAGCUCAACUCUUAUUAGUCACCAAAGAAUGCAUACUGGGGAGAAACCCUAUCACUGCAGUAAAUGUGGAAAAUCCUUCAGGUAUAGCUCAUCCUUUGCUGGUCAUCAGAAAACUCACAGUGGAAAUAAACCGUAUCAGUGUCAUGACUGUGGGAAGGCCUUUACAAAGAGCUCAACCCUUACUGGACAUCAGAGAAUUCAUACUGGAGAAAAACCCUAUCAUUGUAGGAAAUGUGGGAAAGCCUUUCGGCACAGCUCAGGCCUUGUUGAACAUCAGAGACUCCAUACUGGGGAAAAACCUUUUAAAUGUAAUGAAUGUGGGAAAGCUUUUCCCCGAAGUUCAGCCCUUAAACAACAUAUGAAAAUUCAUAAUAAAGAAAGAGCCAUGAGAUGUAGUUAGUGUGGCAAAUUGUGCAGAGUAGUUUAUUCCUUCUGACCAUCAUAGAGGAGACAUUAAAUAAAUUACGCAUUUAACAGAAAUACUCUGUGUACUUCUGAGAGAACAUAUCACUUGUGAGGAUAUUCAUUGUGGGGUUCUACUAGUGAAACAUUUGAAGAAACUAAAUGUAUGUCAGUAUGGAAGUAGUUAUAGCAUACUGUGUGCUAAUUGAAAAGAAUGAGGUGGAGCUGUAAAUACUGUAGAAAGCCAGGCAUGGUGGCAUAUGCCUGUAGUCCCAGUUACUUGGGAGGCUGAGACAGAAGGAUUGCUUAAGCCCAGGAGUUUGACUCUGUAAUGCACUAUGAUUGUGCAUGUGAAUAGCCACUGCACUCCAGCCUGGGCAACAUAGCAAGACUCCAUCUCUAAGUAAAAAAAUGCAACAGUAGAAAUAUACCCAUGAUAAUAUACUCGAUAUACGCUUGUUAAAGAAGCAAGUUUCAGGAAAUCUAUAUUAUAUGCAUUCAGAAAGACCUGGAAAGAUAAAGACCAAUCUUAACAACA
Nomascus leucogenys (northern white-cheeked gibbon) is the source of this 1933-nucleotide messenger RNA. It is a transcript of the gene ZNF485, whose product is annotated as zinc finger protein 485. Gene Ontology annotation, biological process: regulation of DNA-templated transcription. NCBI's taxonomy places the organism in Eukaryota, Metazoa, Chordata, Mammalia, Primates, Hylobatidae. The record is from RefSeq and is a predicted model, not a curated record.